UUUUGUGUCUAUCUUCAGUUUAAAGUAGCAUCUACUGUUCCUUCAUACACAUUUUUUUGAUCUGAAACAGGAUUCGGUGCUGAGAGGACCCAACAGUGUCAGGGACCUGGGAGACCUGGGCGGCUGGUGCAGACGUCAAGAUGGAAGAUGAUGGAGGAGACGUGGCAGACAGCAACGGUGUCUACGCGGACUUUGGUCCUGAGCAGGACUACACGCUCCUCGGGAUGGAUGGGCCGCCACCUUCUCUCCAGGGAGAAGGGUGCUUCCGAGCCGACUCGGUGGACAUCAUGAUGCCAGAGGUGGGCGGGCAGGGUGCCGGAUGUCUCCAACAGCCUGGCCCCAAGGACGUGCAGCAGACUGUGGCCCUGGUGGUGACUGUGGCGUCCGUUCAGCAGAUGUCGGAAAGCAGUCGGGGAAGUGAUGGGAAGAACCCGGCAGAGCAACGGGAUGAAAGCAUGGAAUGCACUGACAACCCGCCAGCAGGUGCAUUGAUCCAUGUGGAGGGCCUCUGCUGCAGCCACAAAAGCGAUGAGAACUUUGAGGACCAGGAGCGGCUGUCUGACCACCUCCGGCUUCACACCAAACGCUGUCGCUCCCCCGGCUCCGGUGAUCAGGCCAGAGCGCGGGCGAAACGUCCCCGGUCGGCGCGGACCAAGCGUGGCUUGGAGGGGGAGACGGGUGACGGGUCAAGUGCAGCCACUGCCCAGCCACAAUGGGCGGAGGAGGACCCUUGCCCCGUCCGCGACGACGAACUCCCCGGGGCCUCGGUGAUCGGUAACGCCGGCCAGCCGCCGGCAGAGUGCAGCGGUGUUCCGGCCAUCUCCUGCCCUCACCGGUCGUGCGGACUGGCCUUCCGGACUGCGGCUGAGCUGGCUGACCACCGCCGCGUCCACUUGCAGUUCCGCUGCGACCGAUGCGACGUCGCGUGCUCCAGCGCCGCGCUCCUGGCGCAGCACAAGAAGCGCAGCCGAGCGAAAAGCAAGAAGUCCAGCUGCGAUCUCUGCCCCUUCCGGAGCUGUGCACCCCGGGACCUAAACAAGCACUACAGCGCCACGCAUCGAGACAAGGCCGCCUACGCCUGCAAUAGAUGCGACUUCAUCAGCCGCUAUCGCAAGGUGUUGAAGAAGCACUUGACUGCGCAUUCUGAUGACACUGGUAGCGCUGCGGAAGAGAAUGACGAGCAGGAGGAGAGGAGACAGGAGCUCGAUGGUGGCAACGUUGAGGCACAGACGUGGCCUGGGGAACAGCAGCCAUCUGCCUGUGACGAGGAAGACCCGGUGUCGGAGACUGGGUCAGAGGGCGACAGGAACAGAAAGAACAACUCCCUCAGACAGCGACAUUUCAAAGUUGACGUGCAAGAAGGGAUGGAACAUCUGUACAAGACCCACAUCUGCCCGGAAUGCAAACGCUGCUUCAAGAAGAGGACUCACCUGGUGGAGCACCUCCACCUGCACUUCCCCGACCCCAGCCUGCAGUGCCCCCACUGCCAGAAGUUCUUCACCAGCAAGGGCAAGCUGAAGGUGCACCUGAUGCGGGAGCUGGGGGAGAAGACCCACCACUGCCCGCUGUGCGACUACAGCGCGGUGGAGAAGAACUCUCUCAACCGCCACAUGGCCAGCAUGCACGAGAACACGGCCAACUUCUACUCCGAGGUGUACGCCUGCCCGGCGUGCGAGGAGAAGUUCACCGUCAGCAACGCGUUGAAGGAGCACAUGAAGAGCCACAAGGAGGAGCGGGGGCCGCUGGGCUGCACCGAGGGGGGCUGCGGCUACACCGCCCCGGAGCGCAAGGACUUUGUCCGCCACCUGCACGAGGCCCACGGCGCCCGGGCGGUGGAGUGCCGCUACCGGACCUGCGGCUCGCUCUUCGGCACCGAGGCGGGCAUGGAGGCCCACCGGCGCACGCACUACGCCUUCCACUGCGACCAGUGCGACUUUGUCUGCUCCAACAAGCACGUCUUCCGCCGCCACAAGCGCCGGGGACACCCCGGCAGCGAGGAGCUGCCCUGCGCCUUCUGCCCCUACAAGACCUUCAACCCCGUGGAGUUCAACGACCACGUGGGCAAGAUGCACGCCAACGAGAAGAUCCACAAGUGCAGCGAGUGCGACUUUGCCACCGCCCACAAGAGGGUCCUCAACAGGCACAUCCUUCUCCACACAGGCGAGAAGCCACAUAAAUGUGAACUGUGCGAUUUCACCUGCAGGGAUAUGGGUUACCUGUCCAAGCACAUGCUCACACACUCCGACAACAAGAACUACAUGUGUACAGAGUGUGGCUACAUCACCAAGUGGAAGCAUUACCUCACCGUGCACAUGCGGAAACAUACCGGAGACCUGAGGUAUCAUUGCAACCAGUGCUCCUACCGCUGUCACCGUGCAGAUCAGCUCAGCAGCCACAAGCUGCGGCACCAGGGCAAGUCGCUCAUCUGCGAGGUGUGCGGCUUCGCCUGCAAGCGCAAGUACGAGCUGCAGAAGCACAUGCAGGUGAAGCACUCGCAGGACUACCAGAUGCCCCUGCACCAGUGCCGCUACUGCAGUUACCAGACGCAGUACAAGCAGGCUCUGCUCAACCACGAGAACUGCAAGCACACCAAGCAGAGGGAGUUCCGCUGCGCCCUCUGCCCCUACAAGACCUUCAGCAACACCGGCCUCUUCUUCCACAAGCGGAAAGUCCACGGCUACGUGCCGGGAGACAAGGAGUGGCUAGAGAACUACGCCAAGGAGGAGAUGGCCAUGAACUCUGCCCACAUCCUGCUGGCGUACGUGGAGGCAAACACCAAUCCCUCCACCUCGGCCAAGAGGAGCGAGUCGUGGCAGAGCAAAGGUUCGAGUGCCGGGGAGGAACCCGGGAAGAAGUCAUUCCGCCCCGGCUUUGAAGCUCCGGCUUUCAUGCAGGCCGGCGUCGUGGAACGGUACGGCUCGGCGCAGCCGGACACGGACUCCGCCGACACGGGGCAACCGAUGGCCGCCCAGACCGCCAGCGGCACGGAACAGGAGCUUCAGACGAGCCUGAGCGUAAACGACCCUCAGCCCGAGGUGGUGGUCUUCGGCCCUCGGGUGGGCUUUCCCCUCCCUCCUCCCCCGGAGGAGCCGGCAAAGCACAUCUCCCUGGAUGACUGGCCGCCCUGCGCCGCCGGCUCCAUGUACCGGGACUUUGGUCUCGUCACCGCCGACAUUGUGCGGGAGGACCUCGGCCACCACGAGGCCGAUGUUGGAGAGCACGGCGACGAUGAGGAAGGGGGAGAGGGGGACCACCUCGUUGGGCACCAUGUCGACGUCUUCACGCACGAAGAUCGCCAGCCGUCGGAGAAGGCCGGGGAACUUGGCCAAGAGGCAGAGGACUCGCCUGCCGUUGUCACCUGCACAAGCUCGGCGGAACCCACACUUCAUCCCCCUCCUGAGUCGCCCAAUACCAAGGACCUUCCUGGGCCCGAGAGUCGGGAGGAAGCACUCCUUGCGCGGUCCGAGUCGGACAUCCAGGCCCUGAGGAGGCAGGACAAGCAGCAAGCACAAGCCCUGGUGCUGGAGGGGAGGGUGGAGAUGCUGGUGGUGCAGACCGACGUCCCGGUGUUCAAGUGCGAAGGGUGCUCCUACGUCACCCGCAAGGAGAAGGCCCUGGUCCUCCACACCAAGUCGGGCUGCCAGAGCAAGAAGACGCCCCUGGUGUGCGAGGCCUGCGGGGCCACCUUCAAGCAGCAGCGGGGACUCAACACCCACCGGCUGAAGAAGUGCCCCGCCGCCGCUGCGGUGGCGAAGAAAGGCAGGUUGUACCCGUGUCCGGCCGCGGCCAGAGAGCCGCCCGCCGCCCUCUUCGACUCGGACGUUGACUCGGACUCGAAGGCCGCCGACCCGCGAGGGUCUCCGACGGCGACGGGGCAGCAAGCCAACGCCGGCCAGCUCGAGGGGCAUGAACCGUGUCCGGACCCCGACAAGCCCGCCCAGCCAAGGUCUGAAAUCACGGAGAUUUCUGCAGCUGAAGACCUGGCGGGAAAGGAAGCCUGCCAACCUGCCCAACCUUCGGUGGAUGGGAACACCUUGCUGGAAGAGGAAGAUAUCUCGAGGACAUUAGAAGAGAAGACCGUGGAUGGUGCUUCCCCGGGUAGCGGGGAGACUUUGCUUCUGUCCCAAGGAGCCGGGGUGAAGUUCACCUUUGCCCAGGAGACGUACUCCUGCACCGCCUGCCCCUUCACAAGCUCCAGCCAGCUGGCGAUGGGCGACCACGUGUCAGUAGGGUGCGGAGCCCCCGUCAAGCUGCCCUGUGGCCUGUGCAAGCUGCUCUUCCGCUCGGAGCGGGCGCUGAGGAACCACCGGGCGAUCAAACACAGAGGGGAGGCAGCGGCAGGGGGAGAGGUGGGCUCCGGCCCGGGGUCUGCAAGCGAGGGUGAGGGGGAGGAGAAGGGUGUAGACCGCCGCCGCCGCUUCACCUGCCCCUCCUGCCCCUUCACCUGCUGCCAGCAGCGCGCCAUGGACACCCACAAGAAGAAGGGCUGCAUGAAGCCCGACGAGCUACAGUGCCGCCUCUGCUCCUUCGUCUGCAAGUCUGCCGGCGCCCUGCGGCAGCACGCCCUGCUGCACGGAUACAAGGGGUCGGCGGCCGCUCCCACCCGCCGCAGCCGCCUGCGCUGCCAGCUCUGCCCCUUCAGCUGCAAGCAGGCCCGCUGCCUGCAGCAGCACGUGGCCCUCAAGCACGACGGGGCCAAGCCGCACAAGUGCAGCUACUGCGACUUCCGCACGGCGCGGCGCUACCGGCUGGAGGCCCACGAGUCGCUGCACACCGGCGUGGGCCGCCUGGCGUGCGACGCCUGCCAGCGGACCUUCGGCACCGGCUCCAAGCUGCGGGUGCACAAGCUGCGGGUCCACGACAAGACGCCCACCCACUUCUGCGCCCUGUGCGACUACAGCGGCUACAACCACAACGACAUCAGCCGCCACGUGGGCAGCUGCCACGCUGGCCAGCCCAGCGCCGCCUGCAGCCACCGCGGCUGCGGCGCCCGCUUCAGCUCGGAGGGCGCCCUGAAGCAGCACCGGCUGCGCCUGCACCGCGACAGGGCCGGCGGCUGCCACGGCUGCCCCUCCUGCCUCUUCGCCUGCCGCAGCGAGUCCACCCUCCGCAGCCACCUGCAGCGGCAGCACCCGCAGCUGCAGUGCCCGUCCUGCAAGCUGACCUUCCCUGGGCGCCCGCAGCUGGAGGAACACAAGAAGAUCCACUUCCACCACCGCUGCCAGCUCUGCCCCUUCGCCGCCCGCGAACGCCAGCAACUGGUGCAGCACCUGCUGGACUGCCAUGAGGAGGAGGCCGACGGGCCCAAGCCCCUGCGCUGCCCCACCUGCGGCUUCACCUGCCGCCACCAGCUGGUGUUCGACCACCACAUGAAGGCGCACGGCGGCACCCGCCUCUACAAGUGCACCGACUGCGACUACACCACCAAGAACCGCCAGAAGAUCACCUGGCACAUCCGCAUCCACACCGGGGAGAAGCCGUACAAGUGCCACCUCUGCAGCUACGCCUGCGCCGACCCCUCCCGUCUCAAGUACCACAUGCGUAUUCACCAGGAGGAGAGGAAAUACCUGUGUCCGGAUUGUGGCUACAAAUGCAAGUGGAUCAACCAACUCAAGUACCACAUGACCAAACACACAGGAGCCAAACCCUACCGGUGCGACCAGUGCGAUUACCGCAGCAACCGAGCGGAUGCCCUGCGGACCCACAAGGAGACGCGGCACAAGGAGGCGCGGAGCUUCAUCUGCGAGCAGUGCGGCAAGGGCUUCAAGACCCGCUUCCUCCUCAAGACCCACCUGAAGAAGCACAGCGAGGAGAAGCCCCACGUGUGCGGGGUGUGUCGCCGGGGCUUCCGCUGGCAAGCCGGCCUCCGGCACCACUACCUCACCCACACCAACGAGCACCCCUUCUUCUGCCGCCACUGCAGCUACAAGGCCAAGCAGAAGUUCCAGGUGGUGAAGCACAUCCGGCGGCACCACCCGCUGAAAGCCGCGGCCGGGGACCCCAGCGCGGGGGUGGGCAAGGUGCCCGUCACCCACACCCUGGGCUCCCGCGACCCUCUGCCCGCCCUCCCCCUCCAAUCUGCGGCCAUCGAAAUCGUGGUCACCUCCGAAGGACCCUGACGUUACUGAAGGUGAUCCCACGGGUGGGGCCCGCCAAAACCAUCUGAACAGGUUACUGGAUUAACCUGAGGUGCAUGUACGCGUGGGUGCUAGCGCGCACAGGGCUCGGCUGUCCUUCCAGCCAGCUAGGAACCGCGCCUGUUUCAGGUACAAGGGAAGGGCAAGCGGUUGCAACCUGAGGCUCUGGACCUGACCACACCAACAUCAUGGCACCAGAACUGGCCACUCUUGCAAUUGUCUCCUGGCUGCGCACUUGCAUGCAACAAUGCGCCUUGCACGAGAGAGCUGUGACCUGUGUCGCAGCAAGUCCAGGGUGAGUUGCAGAGGGCUGGGACUUGCUGGUAAGGACAGCAAGAGGGAGAGAAGGUGUAUCUGCUCAUGGAGGAUAAUAGACCACAGGCUGCCUGCGUAGUGAUUGCAAAUGCACGUGGCCUCAGCUUGCACUGAAAUCCCAGCGGAAGAUCACGAUAAUGCUUCCGCAUAGGUUUGUACAGACAUGGAAUUAGAAUUUGGCCAUUCGGCCCAUCGAGUCUGGCUCCACCAUUCAAUCAUGGCUGAUCUAAUUUUUACUUCUUAGUCUCAUUCUGCCUUCCUGCCAUAACCUUUGAUACCCAUACUAGCCUUUGAAACGCCCAUUGACUUGGCCUCCACAGCCGUCUGCGGCAAUGAACUCCACAGAUUCGCCGCCCUCUGGCUAAAGGAAUUCCUCCUCAUUUAUCGACACAAUCCACAUUCAGCUUUUCAAGACACUUGAUGGCUCGGUCGGGCAAUGUUUCAACUCUAAAAUGCUGGAGUAACUCAGUGGGUCAGGCAGCAUCUGUGGAGAACGUGGAUAGGUGACGCUUCACAGAGUGCUGGAGUAACUCAGCGGGUCAGGCAGCAUCUGUGGAG
This is a messenger RNA of Amblyraja radiata (thorny skate), 7010 nucleotides long. RefSeq names its product zinc finger protein 142 (gene znf142). The coding region runs from base 141 to 6119 and encodes 1992 amino acids. The record is from RefSeq and is a predicted model, not a curated record. The transcript is spliced from 8 exons. Lineage: Eukaryota; Metazoa; Chordata; Chondrichthyes; Rajiformes; Rajidae.